Molecule: messenger RNA, 640 nt
Organism: Lottia gigantea (owl limpet)
Lineage: Eukaryota; Metazoa; Mollusca; Gastropoda; Lottiidae
Exons: 1
Biological process (GO): DNA replication
Molecular function (GO): nucleotide binding; DNA-directed DNA polymerase activity; DNA binding
Source: RefSeq, a predicted model, not a curated record
AUGUACGCUCAAACCAUGCAACGACUCGAUGAUUUGAAAACCAAGCUCGGUCUGGGGGACCUCGUGACCGUUUGGGAGUGUCAGGUGGAAUCGCGGAGACGGACCAACCAAGACAUGGAGGAAUUUUUCCACGCUUUGGAAACCAACGGCUGGCCAAAUCCCGAACCACUCUUUCCCCGAGACGCUUUUUUCGGCGGAAGGACCAAUGCCAUCCAACUGAUGGCCGUGCCUAAAGAGAACGAAGAAAUCCGAUACUUGGACGUGGUAUCCUUGUAUCCAUACAUUUGCAAAUAUGGUCGGUUCCCUAUCAACGAACCCGAGAUCGUCGUUUCACCAGAUCAACAGAACUGGCAACAGUACGAGGGAUUGAUACAAUGUAAAGUCGUACCACCGAGACGACUCUACCACCCCGUUCUGCCUUUCAGAUGGAACAACAAAACCACGUUUCCACUGUGUCGUUCCUGUAUUAUGGAGAAUAUGCAGGAGUCUGAGAUUAGCGAAUACGUGCCUUGUGCCCAUUCCGACGACGAAAGAGCCUUGGUCGGCACCUACGUGUCCCUCGAACUCAAGAAAGCCGCUUCUCUGGGAUAUAAAGUCAUUCAAGUCUUCGAAGUGUGGCAUUGGGCCGAAGAAAAAUGGA